This is a messenger RNA of Pseudopipra pipra, 1037 nucleotides long. Its product is annotated as olfactory receptor 14J1-like. Gene Ontology annotation, cellular component: membrane. NCBI's taxonomy places the organism in Eukaryota, Metazoa, Chordata, Aves, Passeriformes, Pipridae. Gene Ontology annotation, biological process: G protein-coupled receptor signaling pathway. Gene Ontology annotation, molecular function: G protein-coupled receptor activity; olfactory receptor activity; odorant binding. The record is from RefSeq and is a predicted model, not a curated record. The transcript is spliced from 2 exons. Bases 63 to 1037 code for a protein of 324 amino acids.
UCUGCCCUAACUUAUCACUGUUAUUUCCUCCUUGAACAGUGCCCCACAUCUAGAGGCAACAAAUGCCCAACAGCAGCUCCCUCACCCAGUUCCUCCUCCUGGCAUUUGCAGACAGGAGGGAGCUGCAGCUCCUGCACUUCUGGCUCUUCCUGGCCAUCUCCCUGGCUGCCCUCCUGGCCAACGGCCUCAUCCUCAGCGCCGUAGCCUGUGACCACCACCUGCACACCCCCAGGUACUUCUUCCUGCUCAACCUCUCCCUCACAGACCUGGGCUGCAUCUGCACCACUGUCCCCAAAGCCAUGCACAAUUCCCUCUGGGACACCACAACCAUCUCCUACAUGGGAUGUGCUGCACAGCUCUUUUUCUUUGCCUUCUUCAUCUCAGCAGAAUUUCCCCUCCUCACCAUCAUGUGCUACGACCGCUACGUUGCCAUCUGCAAACCCCUGCACUACGGGACCCUCCUGGGCAGCAGAGCUUGUGCCCACAUGGCAGCAGCUGCCUGGGCUGCUGGGUUUCUCAAUGCUCUGCUGCACACAGCCAAUACAUUUUCCUUGCCCCUGUGCCAGGGCAAUGCCCUGGGCCAGUUCUUCUGUGAAAUCCCACACAUCCUCAAGCUCUCCUGCUCACACUCAGGCUACCUCAGGAAAAUUUGGCUCAUGGUAGUUAGUGCUCUUCUGUUUUUGAUGUGCUUUGUUUUCAUUGUUUUCUCCUAUGUGCAGAUCUUCAGGGCUGUGCUGAGGAUCCCCUCUCAGCAGGGACGGCACAAAGCCUUUUCCACGUGUCUCCCUCACCUGGCCGUGGUCUCCCUGUUCUUUAGCACUGGCGCCUUUGCCUACCUGAAGCCCCCCUCCAUCUCCUCCCCAUCCCUGGAUCUGGUGGUGUCAGUUCUGUACUCGGUGGUGCCUCCAGCACUGAACCCCCUCAUCUACAGCCUGAGGAGCCAGGAGCUCAAGGAUGCCCUGAGGAAAAUGAUGAGUCAAUCAAGAGCAGCCCCCAAAGCCAUGUCCCAGCUCUGGAACAAGGCAGGGCCCCUCUGA